This is a messenger RNA of Brassica rapa (field mustard), 999 nucleotides long. It is a transcript of the gene WRKY11, whose product is annotated as probable WRKY transcription factor 11. Gene Ontology annotation, biological process: regulation of DNA-templated transcription. Lineage: Eukaryota; Viridiplantae; Streptophyta; Magnoliopsida; Brassicales; Brassicaceae. The record is from RefSeq and is marked provisional. Gene Ontology annotation, molecular function: DNA-binding transcription factor activity; sequence-specific DNA binding.
AUGGCCGUCGAUCUUAUGCGCUUUCCUAAGAUAGAUGAUCAAGCGGCUAUAGAGGAGGCUGCAUCGCAAGGUUUACAGAGCAUGGAGCAUCUGAUCCGUGUCCUCUCUAACCGCCCCGACAAACACAACAACGUCGACUGCUCUGAGAUAACCGAUUACACCGUUUCCAAAUUCAAAACGGUUAUUUCCCUCCUUAACCGUACAGGUCACGCCCGGUUCAGGCGCGGACCGGUUCACUCCACCGCGGCGUCUCCUCAGAAACAACAACAGAGUCAGAUCGUGAAAAUCGCUCAAACGGAGGCUCCGAUAGUUUCUCAACCGACGAGACCAGCGGCGGUUGUUGCGACUCCGUCGAGGAUAGUUCAUUCGAAUCAGCCGAGCUUAACACUCGACUUCACCAAACCUACCAUCUUCGGAUCCAAGAGCUCUGAGAUUGUUGAAUUCUCCAAGGAGAACUUCAGCGUCUCUUUAAGCUCGUCGUGCAUGUCGUCGGGGAUAACCGGCGACGGCAGCGUUUCAAAGGGAUCCUCAAUCUUCCUCACGUCUGCUCCGUCGCAGCCUGUCACUUCCUCCGGGAGGCCACCGUUAGCCGCUCAUCCUUAUAGAAAAAAAUGCCUCGAGCACGAGCACUCGCUCUCGGGGGACUUUUCCGGCAAGAUCUCCGGCUCUGGCUGCCCUUGCAAAAGACGUAGAAAAAAUCGGAUGAAGAGAACCGUGAGGGUGCCGGCGAUAAGUUCAAAGAUCGCCGAUAUUCCACCGGACGAGUAUUCAUGGAGGAAGUACGGUCAAAAACCGAUCAAAGGCUCACCACACCCACGUGGCUACUACAAGUGCAGUACGUUUAGAGGGUGUCCAGCGAGAAAACAUGUGGAACGAGCUUUGGAUGAUUCAACGAUGCUUAUUGUGACUUAUGAAGGAGAGCACCGUCAUAACCAGUCCGCGAUGCAGGAGAAUGUUUCUUCUUCAGGCGUUAAUGAUUUGGUGUUUGCUUCGGCAUGA